Rotaria sp. Silwood2 is the source of this 894-nucleotide messenger RNA. Lineage: Eukaryota; Metazoa; Rotifera; Eurotatoria; Philodinida; Philodinidae. The record is from the annotation of a GenBank genome assembly.
AUGACGAAUCUGGAAAAACAGGCCGAGGAAAUCUUAGCAUUACAAUCAAUAUUUGAAAGUAAAUUUCGUUUUCUUCAUGACAAUAUUCAAUAUGAAAUCUUAAUUGAUUUUGACCUACUUCAACCAUUUGUUAUUGAAUAUAAUAAUAAAAGAUCUGUAAUUGAUUAUUUACCGCCAUUUACUCUUAUUAUUCAUUAUCAUGAUGAAUAUCCUAGUUUCCAUCCUCCUUCAUUUGUUCUUUCAUGUUUUUAUUUUUCAAAAUCAUCUUUACAAAAUCUUUGUGAAAAACUUGAUAAUUAUUCGUUUAUAAAAGGUGAAGUUUGUGUUUACGAUUGGAUCGAAUUGAUUAAAAAUCAAAUUAGUAACAAACUUAUCCUUCAUACGAACCUCGAUGAUGAACAAACCAACGAUCCACGAGCAUUAAAUGGAUAUUUAAAUGAGAAUAUUGAUCAAAUUUAUCAAUAUUUAAUUAAUUAUAAUAAUGAACAAAAAGAGAAACAAUUUCGAAAUCAACUUCAAACAUGUUUAAUCUGUACAGAUAUUAUUUCAGGGAUAGAUUGUAUUCGUCUUCAUCGUUGUGAACAUUUUUAUUGUCGAUCAUGCUUAAAUAAUUAUGUUAAAAUAAAACUUGAUAAUGGAAGAUUUGGUGAAAAACUUGUUUGUCCCCAAAGUCAAUGUCAAAAAGCAUUACUUCCGAAUGAAAUGAAAUUAAUUAUUCAAGAUGAUCAGUUAUAUGAAAGAUAUGAAAGGUUAACAUUACAACAUGCUUUAGAAUUAAUGAAUGAUAUCAUUUGGUGUCCAAGGUCAGUAACAAAUAGAUUCAUAAUGCUAAUCGAACAUCUUCGAAGCAAGAUACACUCAUGUAAUCAUGAAACGCAUCUUAGACGCGUUUAA